CAUAUAUAUUGUAAUGGCUGCGUUGCUUUGCUGUGUGAUAAAAACGUGUUGAAAAUUAUAUCAAAUGUAAAAACUGCUGUAAUUGGACCUCAAAAAGUAUCGUAGAUGUCUGGAGCGUGAUUUCUACAAAGUGUUUGUGUUUAAGUGAAGCAGAUAUAACGACCUACUCUUGAAAAUCGUGUGAAAUACCGAAGUUCAUAAUAAGCGUGGAAUUACAAGAUUGAAAACUUGGAUUCUGAAAAUGGCAGAACCUCCAAUGAAAAAAAUUAGAACUGAAUCUGUUACAGAAGUUAUUGAAGAUAUCACGACAGUUUUAAUGGAAUCAAAAGAUAACUUAACAUGUGUCCUCAGUCAAGAUUUGUACAAGGAAAUCCCUACAAUAAAGGUGUAUGUCGGUUUUAUAAAACAACCGAAAGAAUUGUCACAAGCCAUUCGAAUUUUGAAUGAUAAAUUGCCAUUGAAUACAUUGCAGCAUUUAAAAAGAGUGAGAAAGAAAGAUGUUUUGCUAUGCACUUCGUCAGAACUGAAGAAAGCAGGACAGCUCUUCAACAUAACAACUAUAAAAGAGUUCAUGGACAGAAAUGUUCCAGAUUUGGCUUCUAGCUUUGAAUAUUUCAAAGAGAUUGAUGUGCCAGCCGUUGCUCCGAAAUUAAAAAGACAAUCCAUAGAAGCCAAUAAGUUAUGGUCAUGUAAUUUUCACCCAAAUUCAUAUUUGGAACAACUGGCCAGUAACAAUUUUUUUAAUGAUAUUGAAUUGGCAAUACAUAAAGUAUGCAUGAGAAUAGCAUUUGAAACGGCCAGAAUGUAUGUAAAGCGGGAUUCACAUCCGCCAAUAGAUAAUAUUCAUAAUUUAAACGCAUGUGUUGUCUAUGAUCCGUCUAUACAGUCAGUCGUGGCGGUAUCUUUCGAUAACCGUGAUAGCCAUCCAAUUCAACAUAGUGCAAUGAUUGCUAUAGAUAACGUGGCGAAAACACAAAACGGCGGAGCUUGGAGUGCAGAUAAGGAAAAUACUCGAUUGAGUGGCAUAACCAAGGAAUUGCUUACCUAUUUGAAGGAGAAAUUCGAUGACGUCAAUUUUGGCGCGAAACUUUUUCGUCCCAAAUCUGAGGGAACAGAUGAUACAAGUGGACCUUAUUUGUGCACUGGUUAUUAUAUUUACAUGAUUCGGGAGCCAUGUUUGAUGUGUGCGAUGGCGUUAGUGCACGCUAGAGUGAAAAGAGUAUUUUUCUGCUUGGACAAUCCGAAUUUUGGCGCUUUGAAGUCCAUGGCGGAGUUGCAAGCCGUUCCAUUUUUGAAUCAUCAUUUUGAGGUUUUUACUGGAUUUUUAUAACAUUUGCAUACUACUUUUGAUGUUGACGUUGUAAUGUAAUUUUUGCAAGUUUUUAAAAUUCGAAUUGAAACAGUUUCUAUAUUAAAUACAUUUAUGUAUUGUUUUAAGAUAUAUUAAAUUAGUAUAGUCUUUAAUGGUGUUUUAUUUAUAUAUCGCACCCUCUUUAUACAGUUAACCCCUUACAGAAAACGUAAAAUAAUCAUGAAUCCAAUAAGACCUCAGAACAGUAGGUAACUUAUCAACAUAUUUACAUAGAAGUAAGACUUGUGUUUUCGUUACUAAUAAAUCAAAUUACCCAAGCCUAUGAGGAAUUGUUCGUCUUCAAUCAUGUUCAGCCUCCGUAAUAUGGUACUGGGAUCCUAAAGGAAUGAUUAUAAUAGAACCUAUUAUCAGUUCAACACAAUGAUCCAUUGGAUGUGCAACAAAAGAGUCAGCCAAGACCUUGAAACC
Molecule: messenger RNA, 1780 nt
Organism: Amyelois transitella
Lineage: Eukaryota; Metazoa; Arthropoda; Insecta; Lepidoptera; Pyralidae
Product: probable inactive tRNA-specific adenosine deaminase-like protein 3
Exons: 2
Coding region: 242-1330 (362 amino acids)
Biological process (GO): tRNA wobble adenosine to inosine editing
Cellular component (GO): cytoplasm; nucleus
Molecular function (GO): tRNA-specific adenosine-34 deaminase activity
Source: RefSeq, a predicted model, not a curated record